CCACACCUAGAUCCUGUACCGUAAAUAAAUAAACAAAUAAAUAAAUAUUUUUUUCCUUUUAUUUUUUUUAAACCCUCCUAUUCGAGGUGCGCUCGUUUGCGUGUCGGCGCGUCCCGGCGGUGUAACCGGAGAGAGGGGCCUCCUCGCUGAGAGGGAAUGCAGGACUGCAAUGGAGCACAAUGCAAUACAGUGGCUCGGUGCUCCCUCCUGCCAGCGAGGCAGCUACGCCUUCUACAAGUCGGUGAGCAGCAGAACCCAGCCGGACGGCCCRGUCCAGGUCUGGAAGCUGGGCGAGUUUUACUUCGUCCGAUGCGGACCGGAGAGCCCCGUCUGCAUCGCUGAGGUGACCUUACUAUGGGAGGAUCAGACACGGCGCCACCUGCUGGCCAGCGCCAGGCUCUACUUCCUGCCCGAGGACACGCCGAAGGGCCGGACCAGAGAGCACGGAGAGGAUGAGGUCGUGGCCGUGUCCAGGAAGAUGGUGGUCCGGGUGGAGGACCUGGUGCAGUGGUCCUGUUCAGAGUCGGCAGGUUGGAGCAGAAACCCGAAGUCGCCACCCGAUGAGACCAACGGCGUCCACAGUCCUCCGCCGAGCAGCAACGCCACCGAAGACCCACAGGAGGAGAAGCAGCUCCUGGAAGUCAAAACUGAGGACGAGGCGCUGCAGCAGCCAGGAGUCAAAGUCCUCAGCUACCCUCAGUAUUGUCGCUACCGCUCGCUGCAGAGACGCAUCCAGGACGGAGCCAGGGGCCCCGAGCUGCAGGACCCCCACCUGCUGGCUCUGGGGGGUAUCAAGGUUCUGCCCGGCGCCCGGGUCAUGUACUGCAGGGACACCUUCAACCACCCGACCCUGGAGAGCAGUGCCUGCUUCUCCUGGCAGUUCAGAUGUCCAUCUCUCAGUCUGCGAGGACGACCUCGUAAGAGGAGGAGCCGCGACAGCAGAGACUCUCCGACCUCCAGCCAGUCGGAGUCGUGGAUCGACAGGAUGAAGGAGAACGUGAUGGGCAGCGUGGAGGUGGGCUGUGAGGGCAGCUGGCUCCCUCACCCCGAGGAGCAGCUCUUCCUGGAUCAGCUCUACAUCUUCAUGGAGCACCACGGGUCGCCCAUCCACAAAGUCCCCAACCUGGGCUUCAAGAAGAUUGACCUCUUCCUCAUGUUCUCUGUGGUCAAACGGCUCGGAGGAUACAAAAAGGUGACGAUGGAGCGUCUGUGGAAAGUGGUUUAUAACGAGCUGGGAGGAUGUCCAGGAAGCACCAGUGCUGCCACCUGCACCAGGAGACACUAUGAGAGGUUGUUGCUGCCGUACGAAGACCACCUCAGAGCCGGAGGAGCAGACUUCAAGGUCCCGGAGUCCCCCAUCUCGCCAAAACCCAGAGCGAUACGAGGACGAAAACCUCUUCACAGAGGCAGGAAACCAGGUCCAAAACCCAAGGAGAAGAAGGUCCUGCCUGCAGCGCCUCCUCCUCCACCUCCUCCUCCUCUUCCCCCUCCUCCUCCAACUGCUGUUGCGGACGGUUCUGGCCUGGUCGUGGACGGUUCUGGCCCGGUCGUGGACGGUUCUGGCCCGGUCGUGGACGGUUCUAGCCGAACUGUUGCGGACGGUUCUGGCCCGGUCGUGGACGGUUCUGGCCCGGUCGUGGACGGUUCUAGCCCGGUCGUGGACGGUUCUGGCCCGGUCGUGAACCCAAACGGCCCCGCGGUGGUGAAACGGGGCAGAGGACGGCCGCCGGGCACUCGGAACAAGUCCACCCUGAUGGCUCAGGCCAAGCUGGGGGCUCAGCGGCAGGCUAAAGCUAACGUAGCGCUGAUGGAGCCGCAGCUGCUCGCUCCACUUCCUGUUAAAGGCCGAGGAGGAGCGACGAGCAGCAGCACCACGCACCGGCUCAUCCAGCCGGCCCUCCUGCCGUUAAACCUGCCCCUCAGCCCAGACCUGUCCCCCCUGUCGCCCCCCCUCUUCUCCUUCCAGACCAAAGCCAAGGAGCUGAAGCUGAGCCGAGGGGACUCGGUGGCUCCGCCCCCCGCCGUCCUCGUUUCCGCUCUGCCUCGCUUCGUCGGGGGUCCGCUGGGCGGUUUCAGCCCCACCAAAGGCGUUUGUCCCCUGGACGUCAUCAGGAGCCGCAUCAGCCUUCAGCGGGCCCCCGACAGCCCCGCCCUGACCCCCCAAGACCCCACACAGCACCGGCCCACCAUCUACACCCUGCAGCCCAAGAGCGGCAGCCCAGACCCUCCUCAUCCCAGCGUGGACCAGCUCCACCAGAACCACUGCUCGGGCUGCACCAUGGAGGACGGGGGGCAGAGGGGGGCCGGCCGAGACCCCCGAAGCCGACCUCCCCUGCCCCCGCUCCGGGUCCUGCCCCUGAACCUGGACUGUGACGUCCAGGUGAGGCAGCUGAUGAGGACCCGGCACCAUGACCCGUCCCAGCUGCAGACCUUCACCCGCCGGCUCUCCGAGGCCCUGUCCCAGAACCUGACCCUGAAACCCACCUGCUCCCCCAUCACCCCUCCCCCCGAGCAGGCCCUGCCCCUCAACCUCAGCAAACGCUUCGCGCCCAAAAGAACCAGCGCCGAGGGACCCGAGCUGAGCUGGCAGGCCGUCAACGGGACCGCGGACCCGCCGGGGGCCAAGAACUCCAGACCCAGCUUCCAGGAUCAGGCGCAGGAUUUCAGCCUGGGGGCCCGGUCCAGCUCCGGAGUCCGAGCCGGAGGCCCAAACGUGGAUCUGAGGAGCCAGGAGGAACCGGCAGACCUGAGCUCCCCCAGCAGGAUCCGGGCCUUCCUGCUGGGUCUGCCGCCCUUCCAGGUGAAACUGGAGGAGGACCUGAACGGGACCAGGUUCACUAAGUUUCCCCCUCCACCCGAGUCCGAAACCCAGAGGACCGAGACCAAGGAGGGAGGAGUCAGCGUGAAGGUGGAGGCGGAGCAAAGCGUCAGUAAACUACAGAACCUGGAGGAGAGAGAUCCGGCUCCCUGUUCUGGUCCUGUGGGUCUGCCAGGAGCCGGACCCUCUAACUCWGACACACACUGUUUUUAGCCCCGCCUCCCAGGAUCUGGACCAGCAGGGUCCAUCUUGUUCAAGGAGGAACGUUGGACCGCUCCUGAACUCCUGACAAUCACUGAUCCUGUCCUCUCUGUUAGACGGAAACAAAGCAGCAGGUUGUAACCAUGACUCAGCAGUUUGUAACAAACAUUGCCAGGACUCCACAACACUAUCAGCUUCAGUAUUCAGCUGAAACACUGAAGACUCGCGUCAGAAUGAACAGCUCACGUCUAUGGGUGAUGCUAUGCAUCCAGACUUCAUUAAAUAGCAUCCAGUGUACUGUAGUCUGCUAGUUUCAUUUGGAAAUUGUACUCUACUUCUGAAGAGCUAUAGUUAUUUUCUGAUAAAGUGUUUAAAUGUAAUGUAGGGCUCUAAAUGGAAAGCUCAGACUUCACCUUACUAGCUUGUUAAGUGAAGCGUUUCUAUAGUCCUGCUCGUUAGCUCACACCACGUGCCUUAAAGGGCCCGCGAUCUGCCUCAUCGCUGGCUUCAGAUACAUCCGCUUAAAGGGAUACCUCCAUGUUUUUAUCGUCCCCUCACAUUAACCGAACCACCGGUUAGGCCCUGCCCUCCUCCUGUCAGUCUUUCUUCAUCACCACUCUUCAUAUCUCACAUGUAGCUCAACUACCUCAGGUUCUUUUUGCCCUCCCACAGCUAACUAACCUGCGUUUUUAUAGAAUUAUUGCCCCAAAUGAUCCAGAUAACUUUCUGUAGCGCCCUCUCCUGGCCAGCUGCAGUGCAAGUGAUAAGUCCCGCCCCUUUUAUAUUUCUAGAUUCAGAUUUAAAUUUUCUGUUUUUACAUAUUGUUCAAAUGGACAUUUUAAACAUGUUUAUCCACAUAGCUAAGGCUUUAGGAGAAAUGUUCACUGUGAUUGACAGUGUGAACGAGGUGGGAGGGGUGAGUAGGCGGGACUUCCUCAUCUGGCUCCGAAAUACAGCACUCAUUAACGUUUCAUCAAUCUUAAUCAUAUUAAUGGGAGAUCUAAUCCUGACUUUUGGUUAUACUAUUGAUCAUUAUCCUCAAAUGUUUUAUUUUUGUGUCUGCUUUAUCAUUCACGGUUUAUUUCUAUGAAAUCUAAACAAAGACUUGUGAGUUAAAGUACAAAAUACACGUUAUAAGUGCCAAUUCUAACAUGACAAAAAAAUUAAUGAUUAUUUAUCUGGUGUCACCUUAUAGAGCAAACAAACCACUGUUUUAUUCUAAGCUACCAUGAAUUACUCCCAUUCUUUAGUCUUUGAAAACUUUUUAUAACUUGUUCAGACUCUAAUUUAUCUGCCAGGACUGGUUAAAACCACGGCUCAGAUGUAGGGGAACUCCUCCACCGUUAAGUCAUUUCAGUCAAAACCUUCAAGCAAUUAAAGAUGAUUAAAAAUAACAAUAUUGACGUUAAAUUUCCUAACUACACUGAAGAAUUGUGACAGCCCUGAAUAGAUUCAGUCCCAACGUCUGAUGGUAAAAAGUGAUUUGCAUCAAUUUAAAUAUUAAAGCUUUGUUUACGGUUUAACAUAAUGAAAAUAAUUAAAUGUACAGCGUUCACUCCCACCAAAGAAAGUCUGAAGAAUGUUUUAAUAAUUUUAAGCCCUGUCUUCACUACUUUGGAUAUUUUUAUUAUUUUUUCACCCCUUAGAUGGAGGUCUUUAUUGUGAUAAAAUGUUUAUAAUCUAUUUUACAUUAACACUCGUUUUUAUAUUUCCAUGUCUAAUCGUGAGUGCAAAACACAUCCUUUGUUUUAUCCUCUCAAUGUUUACAUGUUUGUAAAAGAAAAUAAAUGUCAAAAUAUUUUAUUAAUUACAAGCUGCCAACCAACAAUUAGCAUACAUGCUAACUUAACCUUGAAAAGGCCAUAGAAAAGCUAGCACUAAUUAGCAUAAUCUUUAUAACAUAACAUUUAUACACAAAUCAAACAUUUUAAAUUCAUAACUUUACGAGACAGAUCUUCAGGUUUCAGUGAAGUAAAGAAGAGGGUAAAUAUAGAAAUACCAGACAACCGACACCGAGCAACAACCAUUCACAGAUUCACAAAAUCUAAUUUAAAACUGAUCAUGUAGCAGCUAAUGGUCACUUUGUGCUCUAGAAACCAAAAAAAUAAAACAAUGAAGGCGUGUUUAUGUUAAUUUUUUUUACUUCUGACUCAUUUUAUCCUGAAUCGUUCACCACGCAACUCAGAUUAGCACAUUUAAGAAAAGGUUAAACAUGAUUUUAAAAGGAGUAUAAUAAAAGCUAUAGCUGUUACGGAAGCAUUUUUCAGCCAAAAUGAUCUGUUUUGAGAUUUUGUUAUUGUGGACUUUUUCGCCACCUAGUGGUGUGAAAUGAGUAUUUCAGUCUUUUUGUUAAAAGCGUGUUAAAGAUUGUAUAAAAAUAUCCGGAGCAGGGUUUAGUGCCAUCACUCCCUGUAAAACAACGAGGUAUCCCUUUAAAUCAGCCUUUCCCGUUUGCUUUUGUGCCACAGAUGUUUCAGAUUUGCACACCUACUGUACCGUUAUGCUUUUUCAUAUUUAAAACAACCUUGUUUAUAUUUCCAAUUUGUCGAUAUAUUUUAUUUUACCCGAACGUUGAAACUAAUACACAAAGGUGCUGUUUAUUUUUCCAAUAUGUAGCUUAUGGCCAUAUUAUCUUUAUUUUUCUUUUCUUUUCUUACUUUUUGGCUCGAUUUAAAGCUAAAAAACAUGUCAUUAAAUAUUUUAACGGUGACAAAAGCUGAAGAGUUGUUUAGAGAGAGAAUAUUUUAAGGACUGACCAGAAGCUGGGUUUAUUUUCUGAUUUAUUUGACUGUUUGGUUUAAUGUAACAGAUUAUUUGUGAGUGAGAGCAUGAGUUCUGAGCAGAUGCACCAAAGUGCUUCACUAGACUCCAUGGGAUUUCACAUUUUUGUUUUAUUUGUCUUUGAUUUUUUUUUUAAUUUAUCCUCAACAACAAAACCUACAGAGUGAUGUUUUCAUGAUGCAGUAAUAAUUUUCACAGCAGAGGAUCUACUGUAACCGUUUUGGCUCUGCUUCAUCUCAAACCUGUAUUUAUUGUUGGGGAGGAGGAAACGGUAAAGCUGUAACUUUAGAGGAGCAAAUUUGUACACCUUUUAAACGCUUUUCACUUUGAAGUGAACAAAACGGUUGUGAGAAAAUUUUAAAAAUCGUAAAACUGCAGCAAAACAAAGUACGUUCAGAUUUUGAAAGGAAAACCUUUUAGUUUAGUUGUUGGGAUGUUUAUUAGCAUGAUAUUCUAACGGAAGUAAGCUACAUAAGGACACAGUUCUCUCAUUUGAAAUUAAAAAGAUAAAUUAUGAAUAAAUAAACAUUUCCCUUCAUGAUGCAGUUGAUGAUGCAGGUAGCAUUGUGCUAAUCUUUGUUAGCCAGAUAUGCUAAUAAUAAAUAUUCUGAUUACGGUAGGAUAUAAUCCACGUAAACUCACAGUUGACUACUUUUUUAAUUUAAAAAAAGGUUAAUUUCUCACUAUUAUGUUGUCGGCCAAUAAACUCUUAGUUUUGUUUCUAGCUCAGUGAAAAUUAGCGGUGGUACUGACCCGAUUAGCCCGUUAGUCCCAUUUUUACGGUUCUUUGUUUUCUUUUAUUUUAUAAACACAACUGUCAAAGUACAAGAACAAGAGCUGACUUGUCUGAAAUGUAGAUAUUUUUAAUUUUAUGCUAUUAAAAAGGCAAAAUGUUGAGUCUAGUUUUAACAAUAUAAUUGUUGAGAUUGGAACACCAAGAUAACUCACAAAUAUAAGAUUUAUGUUAAUUCUGUUAGCUCGACAUGCUAACACUGAGUUUAGAUUUUCUGAAAACCAACAAGCUUUUCCUUCAUUUGCCAAAUUUGUUGAAGUUUCAGAGUUAAAGUACAAAAAAACAUUGGCUUUGGUUUGAUUUAAUCAUCCACACUCUAUUUCGUUGUUAAACUUUAACUUUGCUUCAGACGUGCUGCCACUCCAGAUUAUUAAUUUGUUUGUUUUGUAGCAACUAGGUUUGCUGAAAAGCAUAUUUUAAAUAGAUGUACUUUUAUGUUUGAUCAGAUUUGGUUAAAUGAAAUGUACAUUUUGUAAAAGAAAACUCCAGUUAUCUUCAGAUAUUUUAGUGACCGUUGAACAGUGUUUGCAGCCAAAGGCUGCUGUUCGAGCUGACGCUUAAAGUGAAAUAUUUUGAAUUAUUCAUCCUAAGCUUUGUUGGUUCAAGCUGAAGUUUAAAAGUACAAACCAGUUCCUCUGAAGGCUCUGAGCCUGGACCCUCCCAGUCCCCCCACAGCUCCACUGGACCAGUUUUCUCUCUCUGCUUCGCUUCUCGUUUGAUUUGUUCUGUUUGACGACGAAACGCCACUGAGUCAUUUGAAGACGAGCUGUUUUCUGUUUAUACUCUGUAAACCAGUAUAACUUUUUGUUUUCCUUUUUGUUUGGGUAUUUAAGCUUAGUUUGUAAAAGUGUCUUUAGGUAUUUUUCUUUAUGUUUACAUUUUGCUCUGCAUGUUUAACAGAUCUCCUGUAUUCAGUGUUUUUGCACACUACUCCAGCUUCAGUCUUGAACGGCACGACUCAUUUAUGAACAGAACUUUUUAAGUGCCUGAUUCAGUUGGAGUUGUUUGAAUUCAGCCUUCAUGCCAUUGACUUGAACAGCGGCUCCCGCUGUCGUUAACGUUUUGUUGAAUUUUGCGGCUGUUUGUUUCGGGCGGGGGGUGGGGGUGGGGGGGAGUUUGAGGCGGAAGGACCAGCAGCAGCAAAACGUUUUGCUCAGCUCCGCCUGUCGGAGCGAACUGGACCUACAGGACUCGAUAAAAGGGAACCGUAUGUUCGGUUGGACAUUUAUAAUGAGAACUGAUCAAAAUAAAGGUGCCACAUGUGACAUUUUAAA
Austrofundulus limnaeus is the source of this 7867-nucleotide messenger RNA. Its product is annotated as AT-rich interactive domain-containing protein 5B. Gene Ontology annotation, cellular component: nucleus. The coding region runs from base 170 to 3031 and encodes 953 amino acids. The transcript is spliced from 13 exons. NCBI's taxonomy places the organism in Eukaryota, Metazoa, Chordata, Actinopteri, Cyprinodontiformes, Rivulidae. Gene Ontology annotation, biological process: regulation of transcription by RNA polymerase II. Gene Ontology annotation, molecular function: transcription cis-regulatory region binding. The record is from RefSeq and is a predicted model, not a curated record.